Messenger RNA from Cucurbita pepo subsp. pepo (vegetable marrow), 1893 nucleotides. RefSeq names its product cyclin-A2-2. Lineage: Eukaryota; Viridiplantae; Streptophyta; Magnoliopsida; Cucurbitales; Cucurbitaceae. The record is from RefSeq and is a predicted model, not a curated record. Gene Ontology annotation, molecular function: cyclin-dependent protein serine/threonine kinase regulator activity. Gene Ontology annotation, biological process: mitotic cell cycle phase transition.
CUCUGUCCAAAGUUCAAUUUCUCCCGCUCUCUGUAUGUCUGCUGAGAGCUCUCCAGAUCGCCAUGGAAGCGGUGGAGCUCUAGUUAGAGAUCUUCAAUGAAAUUGAUUUUUGAUCUACUGUAAUUGACCGCUGGUGUUCAAAGCAGUAAGAAAUGAGUACGGAAAACGUUGCUUUUGAAGUUGAAGAGUGCUCUGUCCGGAUCACGAGGGCACGGGCAAAAGAGCUUAGCGAAUCAGGAGGCAUUCUAUGCUCCUCAAAAUCUUCUCGAGUUCAGAAGCCACUUCUACGAGCUAACUCAAAAAGAAUGGCAUCUGAUGAUAUUAAGAUUUGUUCAAUCUCUUCCAAUGGCCUUCCUAUUAAAAGAAGAGCAGUGCUCAAGGAUGUGACUAACAUUUCCACCAAAGGGUCUGAUAAGAAUUGCGGCAAUGCUUCUAAUGUUCGGGGUGCCAAACCAACUAGAAGAGUUUCUGCGAAGGCUAAGGAAAAUGCACCUUUAAAUGUUUCUGUAGGAGCAGAAGAAGAUGCAAACACAAGAUUAGCAGAGGAUUUGUCUAAAGUAAGGGUGGUAGAAUCACAAGAGGUCUCUUCACGAGAAACUUCAGACAAAAAAGAGAGAACAGUGCAAGCCAUGUGUCCCAAUAGCAGAGACUGUGGAGUUUCAGAUAUUACUCUCUCUGAAUCUUCAGAUGAAUCUGUCCCUCAGCCAAACGAAAAAAAUAUGGCACCUGAACAAUCGGCAGCAUCUAAGGAUAGAGGCAUUAUAAACAUUGAUUCGGACUCCAAAUGUCUUCAAUCAUGCAGCAUAUAUGCUCCAGACAUAUAUGACAGGAUACGUGUGGCGGAGCUUGAUCAAAGGACCUCAACAAACUAUAUGGAACAGUUGCAGCAAGAUAUCACUGAAAAAAUGCGAGGAAUACUGGUUGAUUGGAUUGUAGAGGUCUCUGAAGAAUAUAAGCUGGUUCCAGAUACGCUCUAUCUCACUGUGAAUAUUAUUGAUCGGUUUCUCUCGCAAAAUCAUAUGGAGAAAAAACGUCUGCAACUUUUAGGUGUUGCAUGUAUGCUAAUUGCAUCGAAAUAUGAGGAGAUCUGUGCACCGAGAGUGGAAGAUUUCUGCUUCAUUACUGAUAAUACUUACACAAAAGGAGAGGUAGUAGAAAUGGAGAGUGAAGUUCUGAAUCAACUGCACUUUCGUCUAUCUGUUCCCACUACAAAGACAUUUCUAAGGAGAUUCAUACAAUCAGCUCAUGCUUCUUACAAGGAUCCUUGCACUGAACUUGAGUUUUUGGCCAAUUAUUUAGCUGAGUUGAGUCUUGUUGAAUACAGCUUCUUAAAGUUCCUUCCUUCUCUGAUAGCCGCAUCAGCCGUAUUUCUUGCGAGAUGGACACUUGACCAAUCAGAUCAUCCCUGGAAUCCAACUCUAGAGCACUAUACAUGUUACAACGCUUCUGAGCUGAAAACUGUAGUGCUUGCCCUCCAAGACUUGCAACUUAACACCAGUGGUUCCUCGCUAAAUGCCAUACGUGAGAAGUAUAAACAACCCAAGUUCAAAUGCGUAGCGAAACUAACAUCUACUCGAUCGGUUCUAUCACUAUUCUGAAGAACAAGAAUGAUCAUUUUCUUGCCAAAACACUACAGGAGGAUGUCUUAUCUUUUGAGUUGAUCUGCCAUUCUCCUUCUAACCUCCCCCAACUGUGAUGGAGCUAAAAGAACACAGCACAUCCUUUUUGAACUCAAUGACUUGGAAUGUGGAACUACACUUCCUCUGCACUCUCUCUGGUAUCUCCUCUCUCUGUGUAAUCUUAUGCUUCUAAUGUCAUGACUUGUACAUUAAUAUUCCCUUAGCUGAGAAAAUACUUCAUUUAUAAAUCCUCCAACCUAUUUUGGGAGGUUUU